AUUACUGCGUUUACAGCUUCAACAUCAGCUAGUUAAAAAACAGUUCAAGCCUUAGACGGAGCCGAAUUUGAGUAUUGGAAAACGGCCUUGGGUAGCAGUGUUUGUUUUCUGUCCACGUGAGUUGAUAUGAAAUACACUGUCCCGUACCAAAACGUGAAUUCUCGCCUGAUCGACACGCUGUGGAAAAAAGGGAGUUUCAACAGGAGACAGUCUGUUUGAUUCAGUGAAGCCACAUUUAAACAUCCGUGAAAAAGCCAAUAAGGUUUAAGUUUGAGAUCGACAGAAAAUAUUAAUGCACGAUUUUGGUGGAUAAUCGGAUAAUUCAUCGAAUUGAUUACCCCCAAGCAUGUGGCAAAUAGUUUUCAAAAAGUUUGCAGUUUCCCUUUAAAUUAGGGUCAGGCCCUGGAAUCUCUGAGUUGGUUGCCGUGUUGACAACUUUGCUGUAUCCCCAAGGGAGAGAGGUCAGAUCUAAUGGCCGGGGAUUGUGGGUGUGGGUAUCUGGAGGUCAAGAAUGUGGCAGGCAUUUGGGCGACUUUUCGACGUCCAGAGACCGAUGUUGAAGAAAAGAGGAAAUUUCAGUUGUCGCACCAUACCUUUGGUUGUCGGGUGUUGAAGUUUCCUUAGUAUUGUCGGUGCAUAGGGAGUAACACGUUCGAGUUCAAGAAGUCGUUCGUGCAUCUGUAGACAAGUUGUGAGAUUUCAUUCUUGAUGGUAGAAAUUACACUAUAGUGGAAACCUACUACGAGGCUACCCAUGCAUAAGGACACUGACGAAGUGUCGUACUCAUAGGCUGUGUUGACUUGUCGAUGCAUGUCGGCAGAUUUACGUCCAUCUCAAUGGACCUUAUGAGAAAUUGUAACCGAGGAAAUGAAGAUUCUUUUUAUCAAGUUGUCAUUACGAAUUCGGUCAUGACUGCGAGGUUUGAUCAGCCACACAUCAUGUUAAUGAAAUGAACAUGUAAUUUUCAUUUCAUGAGGUUUGGAGAGACUUCAUUUUUAAGUAACAUUUCUGACAUGGGGGAGGUCACAGAGAAACGCCAAAAAAGCGAGCGCCCUCUGGCGCCACUGAUUCGCGCCCCCAAAGUAACCACUACAUUGCCACACCCACUCGCGAAGGCGACUUCAUCCGUAGAUGGCACCUCCAAGUUGGGACAACUCAAGCGACGAGAGAAGUUAAGAACAGUUCUUGCUAUGAUGGGCCGAAGCAGCAAGAAGACCACGCGGCUACGGAACAGAGACGGAGAGCCAAAGACGGACAAAUCUACACCACGGUCGCUGCUUGCGGAGCAUGUGCAAGGUAGUCUCGAUGAAGAUGGUUUGCAGUUGAUGAGAAGCCCACACCGACGUGGAGCUAUUGCUGACGGGAGGCUGCCGAUCAAGAGCCCUCGGCUUGAUACGGAGAAAAACAAUAGCCGGCCAGAACCUCCUAUCAGAUUAAGAAAAUUUGGAAAACUACAUACAAUGGCAAAAAUCAUUUUGCUUCUGCUACGCAUGUGCAGGACAUACAUUCUGACUGAAAAUGACGCCAAGAUGGUGAAGUUAUUCAGUGCAAUAGAUGCAGCGCAGGCCGGAGACAAGUACAAAAUUCGCGGGGAUCUACUCUUCGAUGUGACGAUGUUCCGAGCCAAGAAACAGAACAAAAUUUCCAGCGAAACCAAGCGAGUUUUGAAAACAUCACCACCUGUACGCACAGAAAAGGAUGUCCAUCACGUCCAAGUUGAGCUUCAGCAAAUGGAGUUUAUAACCAAGUAUCCAGUCCACAUGCAACGGAGUUUGAUCCGUGCUGGGGCGUUUGAGAGUUAUGAAACGGGCCGAGUUAUCAUCCGACACGGUCGGCGACCUUAUGCAUUUUAUCUCGUUCUGGGAGGCUCAGCUCUUCUGCUUGAAGGAGAUCCACAAAAUAGCGGCAGGCCUGCCGCUGCCUUGCUAAAAGGACACGUAUUCGGGCAUGAAGCAAUAAUAAACAGAGGUCGUCACAAUGUCACUGUCAUAUCAAAAGAGUACAUUGAACUGUUAAGUCUCACAGCCGAGGAAUAUUCCCGGAUAUUCUUGGCGGGUGGCGUGAGCAACAUUAGCGGUAUAGAUGGCAGCUGUUUCAUCGAAUCAGUUAGCAUCUUCAAAGGAUGGCCCCUACAUCUUCUUAAGAAACAUCCCAAAAAGUGCAGGUUCAAUUUCUUCACGAGAGGCAUAGUUAUCGAACAGGAUAGCAGCCGAAGUGAUUGGAUCUACAUCAUCAAAUCAGGUAGUUGUGCUGUCUUGAAGAAACUUCACUACGGGGAACCAUUGUCAGCCAAAAGGAAACGAAAUCUUCCAGCGAUUUCACUGCGAAGAGGAGCAUCACUGUCAUUGAGUCAUGAAGAGCAGCUAGCCAACAGACUAAGAGAUAUGCAAAAAAAGCGCGCAAAAGCUCUCAAGGGUAAGUCACGACGUCUUAAAGAUACACGACCUACGAAUAUCGUGAGGAUACCCAUGAUGGAAGACUCACUGUCGACUGAUCUCCUUGGUCAUGAACUAUCCACUUUGGAUCAAAAACCAUCACUGCCGAAUGUGAACCAGUGCGACAUCCUGCCUGCUAUCGUGAUCUCCCACUCCAGUCGUCCUGCUAGCUCGUCGUCUCAAGUGCUUUAUGAUUCAAUGGAGCACGGCCCGGAGUCACCGCAUUCACCAGCAGAUGGAGAGAUCAAGCCGGUAUUUUCUGGAUUUUCACGGGGUCCGUUUUUAACUCACACGAAACACCUUCCUAAAAUCAGCGAGGGAGGACAGUCUGGGGAGACGCCACACCACGAAACCGAUUCAAUCACAGACCUCGAGAAAAAUAGAGCGCCCUCAAGCCACUCCAGUGAUUCAGUCCAGUCAUAUUCCCACCUUGAAACCCAAGCCCAUCCCAAUCCAUCAUAUCAGCUGGAUGAUGGGCUAACCAACGACGAACAGUUUGCAAAGACCACCAACAUUGGGAGAGAUACCUUUGUACAAAUAGAUGUAUUGGAAUCGGGAGCAAUUUUCGGAGUCUCUGAUUUGGUUUUUGGCAAGCAACCUGGUCUUUGCCUUGUCAGUAAUGGAGCAGAAUGUAUCAUGGUAGCCAAGAAGUUCUAUGCUAAACAUGCCACAGAGGCAAACUUAAAAGCCAUCACAGAUCAUCUUCGCCCCUACCCUACUGAGGACACUCUCCUUCGAGACCUGCGGGAGAAGUUGACUUGGCAGGAUCAUCGGACUAAGACGCUAUCUGACACAGCGCACAACUUGAGACGUCAAAGAAGAGAGAGCCUUGCUGGAGUUGGUCUACCGAGACCACAAGCUGCAAUAAGCAUGAACAUCGGACCAUAAGCUGCUAAAUUGCUUACAAUCAUACUGAUUGGCCAAAAUUGUCUGAAGUGGUUGUUUUGAUUCAGCGAUCUAUUGACCAGACAAUUAUUUUAGCAGAAAUAUCAUGUGUCAUAUCCAAAUUAAGACUUGACAUUCAAACUUGCCCGAAUUACUUAUACAUGUACAACAACCCGGAAUGCUAUGUGGCAUUAAUAUUUUGAGUUGAUCGUGAUAUAAAAAUCAUGAAGUUACAUUGUACCUUACAAGACUUAUCCAAAGUACGCUUUCCCAAAUUAUCUCCAAUAAGAUUAAGUUUGGCAUUGAGAAUGGAAGAAGUAAACAUGUUUACGACGUACGCGUAGUAAACGAAUUGACUGCAUAAGAAGUAUACAAGGACUUUAACGAGAAAUAAUACAAUUCCACUUUUGUCGCUAUACCCUGAAAGUGACAGGGAACUGCAUAUAAAAUUCAUUACCGUGAUAAGAAGAGA
Acanthaster planci (crown-of-thorns starfish) is the source of this 3792-nucleotide messenger RNA. RefSeq lists its product as uncharacterized. The record is from RefSeq and is a predicted model, not a curated record. Lineage: Eukaryota; Metazoa; Echinodermata; Asteroidea; Valvatida; Acanthasteridae.